This is a messenger RNA of Pollicipes pollicipes, 590 nucleotides long. RefSeq names its product WD repeat-containing protein WRAP73-like. Gene Ontology annotation, molecular function: protein binding. Gene Ontology annotation, biological process: microtubule anchoring at mitotic spindle pole body. Lineage: Eukaryota; Metazoa; Arthropoda; Thecostraca; Pollicipedomorpha; Pollicipedidae. Gene Ontology annotation, cellular component: MWP complex; microtubule organizing center. The record is from RefSeq and is a predicted model, not a curated record. The coding region runs from base 6 to 590 and encodes 194 amino acids. The transcript has 3 exons.
GCAGGAUGGAGUUCUCUGCACCUGUCCGCUGCACUCUGGCUGCUGUGUCGCCUGAUGGCGCGUACCUGGCCACCACCCUCGGCGUCCGACUGACUGUGUUCGGGGUAGCUGCCCAGCAGGAGGUGGCCUCGUUCACCUGCCUGGAUGACCCGCAGCAUCUGGAGUGGUCGCCGGACUCGACGCUGCUGCUGACGGCGGUGUUCUCGCGGCGCGCCGUCCAGCUCUGGAGCGUGGAGGACACCGGCUGGCACGGCCGCAUCGACGAGGCCGACGCCGGGCUGGCGGCGGCGCGCUGGGCGCCCACAUCCCGGCACGUGCUCACCACCGCCGAGCUCAGCCUGCGUGUGACCAUCUGGUCGCUGGUGGACAAGCGGGUCUGUUACAUCAAGUACCUGAAGGACGUGGCAUCGAGCCUGGCGUUUAGCCCGGACGGCGAGUUCCUGGCGGUGGUGGAGCGGCGCGGCUGCAGGGACCACGUCAGCCUGUUCAGUACCAGCGCCUGGGAGCUCGUCAAGGUCAGUUGCGCGGGCCCAUUGGUCUGUCUUUCCGUCGUUAGCUCCUGUGCGGGAAUACUCUGGUUCGUAUGUUGA